UGUGAAGCGAAUCGCUGCCCAACCAGAUACACACACCCUUCCCUCUUCAUGCAGGAGAAUUGAGCUCGAAAAAUCCGUCGCGUGCUACACAUAUCUCUGACGUGGUUGCCAGCAUAUCUUAGACUCAGCCUUCCCAUUCCUAAACCGGUAUCGCCUAUACUUUUCGAGAACAGCUAAAAAUCAUGUCGUCGACCUCUCCCUCGAAGGAACCGGAGGUGGAACCUGAAGCUCAAUCAGGUGAAGAGCAGGAGCAAAUGGACAAGGAACAAGAUACCCAAGCGCAGGGCCAGGGAGAGUUUGAGGUUAAGGAGCAAGAUAGAUGGCUGCCGAUUGCAAAUGUUGCCCGGAUUAUGAAAUUAGCCUUGCCAGAAAAUGCGAAGAUCGCAAAAGAGGCUAAAGAGUGCAUGCAGGAAUGUGUGAGCGAGUUCAUAUCAUUCAUCACCAGCGAAGCUUCCGAAAAGUGCCAACAAGAAAAGCGCAAAACCGUCAAUGGAGAGGACAUUCUUUUUGCCAUGACCUCUCUUGGCUUUGAGAACUACGCAGAGGCCCUCAAAAUCUAUUUGUCCAAGUACCGCGAGACCCAAUCUGCACGGGGCGAACACCAGAACCGGCCCACUAGCAGUGGAUAUGCUGCUGGUGGACCCGUUGGUGGAGCUGGAGGUGCUGCAGCUGGACGCCCUGGAGCAGCUGCUGGUGCUGGAGGAUUUCCCGAUGCAGGCGAUGGUGCCAACAGCAUUAUGAACCAGGGCCUGGACCCUUCUGAGCAGGAUACCUCGGCUUACGGGUACCCACCUAUGGUCGGUCAAGCUCAUAACGGAACAGGUGGUGAAUCCUAUUAGUAUGCCCGUAUGGGGAGCAUCCAGAAAGGCCUGCUGGCCUAAUCCCAUUAUAUUGUAAGGGCUCUUGAAGUUUUGGCUUCCCGCUUCCCGCUUACAGGGAACUUGGGCCCGGAUUUCUUUCCAACAGGCUCUCAACCAUGAGGCUCAGCUUUGGCUCAUGGCCAGAGUCUUCUCGGAAUUCUGGAUGUUGCACCCUGUACAGCCUUCUC
Messenger RNA from Aspergillus ochraceoroseus IBT 24754, 1048 nucleotides. Its product is annotated as nuclear transcription factor Y subunit beta. Gene Ontology annotation, cellular component: nucleus; CCAAT-binding factor complex. Gene Ontology annotation, molecular function: protein heterodimerization activity; DNA-binding transcription activator activity, RNA polymerase II-specific; RNA polymerase II cis-regulatory region sequence-specific DNA binding. Lineage: Eukaryota; Fungi; Ascomycota; Eurotiomycetes; Eurotiales; Aspergillaceae. Gene Ontology annotation, biological process: regulation of transcription by RNA polymerase II. The record is from RefSeq and is a predicted model, not a curated record. Bases 183 to 839 code for a protein of 218 amino acids. The transcript is spliced from 4 exons.